Molecule: messenger RNA, 1643 nt
Organism: Alosa sapidissima (American shad)
Lineage: Eukaryota; Metazoa; Chordata; Actinopteri; Clupeiformes; Clupeidae
Exons: 3
Coding region: 1022-1513 (163 amino acids)
Molecular function (GO): protein-disulfide reductase activity
Source: RefSeq, a predicted model, not a curated record
AGUUUCCUCGUUUGCCAAAAAUUCGUUCGUUUCCUUAUCCUAGCUAAAUGUGUGUAUUCUUUGACAAACAUACGGGCAUUUGUGGGCGGCAACAGGUUGGCUACGCGUGUUGGAGCAGGUGCAAACUUGCAUCGCCUUUGAGAUCACAUUCAUUGAUUGGGUUGCCAACCGCCACAACCCUAAAGAUCACAUAAAUAAUCUGGCUCAAGAGUUAUAAAAGUAUUUUGGUCGUGCGUAUUUGUAUAAUAAAAGGACAGUUUUAAAACUCGAUGUGUUCACUUCUGGCACCUUGAUGGCACUAGCCUAUUUGACGUCUAACACAGGCUAUCGGAGGUGCGUAAUGUUGAGACUCCUAGAUUUGCUUUAACGUUAAUCACUCCUCUGACAUAAUUACCAUUGUCUAUCCAAAAUAGCCUAAGAUGGCUGUUUCGAAGUUGCAGCCUACUGAUGGUCAAAUCGACCACAACUCGUCAGUCAAUCUAAUAACUUUCAGUCCACAAAGCUUCAACUUACGUUUAGCCCGCUAUAGAACGUGGCUGGAGGGCAGAAUGUAAUCGGAUGACCUUAAACCUAGCGAUAAAGCAGUGCAUAUCAACUAUCCAUGGUGAAUUUUAUGCGUGUAUUCCUACAAGUGUAACCUACUGAAGUGAAGUGAGUUGCAUCAGUGAACCAGAGACUCCUACUGAAGUGAGUUGCAUCAGUGAACCUCACCUCAUCACUAGACUUGCCGCACGGUCGUUAGGUGGCAGUAGUCGCCUUUAGCAAUACAUCGGCAAAGUACAAACCACAGAAGAGAAGGUCAAAGAUGUCCUCGAAGCUGUAGUUUACAGACAGAAAACUCGCUGUUAUCUAAGGCGUUGUGUAAUUUGGAAUUUUCACUGUUAUUAAACUGACUUUAAGGGACUGUAUAAGGCAAGUACAGUCCACUCAAAGCUAAGGUGUAGCCUGCGUGUGCGUGUCGACAUGAUUUGAAUUUCCUUGACGUUUGAAAGGGGAGACCACAGUUUGCAUACAAACAAACAUGUUCGCAAAAGCUGUAAUACUACUGCCUGUCAGAAGUUAUCUCAGGACAGCAAAUAUUGUCUCCGUGAGGCGUUUGUAUUGCACUCACCUGAAAUCUUCAAGCGUAAGGGUAUUGUAUGAUGGGGAGUGCCCGGUAUGCGUGAAAGAGAUACAUUUUCUGCAGUUCCUGCAGAAGAAUCGACCAAACAAAGUAGAUUUUGUGGAUAUAUCUCUUCAAGAUUACGAUGGAGCCCACUAUGGUGGGAUCAGCUACGACAAGGCAAUGGAGGAAAUGCAUGUGAUCGAUGAAAAUGAUCAGGUCCACGUAGGCGUGCCGGCCUUCAGUGUGAUGUACACCGCUGUGGGGCUGGGCUGGGUGGGGCGCCUUAUAUCAAGGCCUUACAUCCGGCCCCUGAUGGACAAAGCCUACGCCGUCUUCGCCAAAAACCGCCUCCGCUGGACCGGCCGGGAGGAGUGCACUACGGGACGCUGCGUGAAGAAGAACAAUUGAGGGAGAAAAGAAUGCGAUGCCGAGGAAGAGGAAGUCCAAUCGGUUAUUUUGGGGUGUGAAGAGAGGCCUCCGUCUGAACUGGGCUUUGCCACAUGUGCCAGAGCCUAAACAGCUCAAGACCAAUUUGUUU